This is a messenger RNA of Anopheles nili, 4101 nucleotides long. RefSeq names its product tetratricopeptide repeat protein 14. The coding region runs from base 1 to 3828 and encodes 1275 amino acids. The transcript is spliced from 12 exons. Gene Ontology annotation, molecular function: protein binding. Lineage: Eukaryota; Metazoa; Arthropoda; Insecta; Diptera; Culicidae. The record is from RefSeq and is a predicted model, not a curated record.
AUGAGUCAGUUGCCGCUUUGCCGGGAUCUGAUUGAGCGAACCCUCGGAUACCACGGGAAGCCAUUUCAGAAAAUAUGGGAAACGGAGCGCUUGGAAGACGAACUGUCACAUCUCGGCAUUGGAAACAAUGUGGAUUUUUCCGUCUACAACGAGCGGCAGAAGCACUUUUCCUUUCAGGAUCGAGCCAAACGGCUAAAGUUGCAUCAGUUCAUGGCACGGAAUGCAGACAUAUUUUAUCACCCUUUUCCAUUUCCCAAAACAUUGAUGGGUGAUUUCAAAAAUGAUACAAAUUUUGUGAUACCGCCGUUGGAAGUGUUUUUGGACUCGGAGGCGAAUGGAAACACAGAGCAUCUGUUGAAGACCGUGCUACCAGGGGACGUUGUGUAUGGAACAGUUAUAUCAUAUAAACAUUUUGUUGCACUUAUAUUCAGACCGCUUGUUAUAGUUGGUAAUAUGACGUCAUUAAUUCGAAACAAGUCUGUGAAGGGUACCAUAUCAAACAAUCUGCUGCCUGAUGAGCAUGAGCAUCAUGCUAAAUUUUUUUACACUAACGAUUUCAUCUGUUGUGAGGUGGUCAACGUUGUGCCCGAUGCCCGCCGAUUGAUCUGUACUAUGCAGCGUAGCCCUAAAAGUCGUUCGCCAGAAUCGAUAACGUAUGGGUUGAUAAAAAAGGAAGAAUUACCGGCAAUUUACAAGUUAGCUGUAAAUCGGGGGGAGCGUGUGAGUUACGAGGAGUUUCUUGAAAAGUCGCCUUCAUUUCAUGAUCCAAGUUAUACAGAGCAACUAUACAUAGACGCUGGAUUGGAUAGUGGACAAUUCUAUACGAAUAUGUCGAGCUUGAAAGGGAGAUAUCCCUCGCAGGAGUAUGCGGCUGAACUGCGCAACUCGCAGAACAGCAAAUGGGCGUUUAGAUCGGUCGCACAAGGAAUUGAGCAUUUUAAAGAAGGUCGCCACGCAGAGGCCUUCCAGUGUCUCAAUAAAGCGUUAAGUAUGGAUCCACGGAACGUCGAAGGUUUGGUUGCGCGCGGGGCUUUGUACGCCAACAGCGGUUCUUUCAAGAAAGCAGUCGAUGAUUUUGAGGCGGCAUUGAAGCUGAAUCCUUCGCAUGCUAAUGCGCGUAAGUAUAUGGGUGAGACGUUGGUUGCUCUCGGACGCAGCUAUGAGGAGGAAAACCGCUUCGAAGAAGCGAAAAAAGCAUACCAGGAUUGUCUGAACAUCAUUCCACACCACGAAGAGGCCCAAACAUCACUGGAAUUUUUGAAGACGAAACCGUCGUUCACUGGCAAGCAAAUAGUGGAACCGACAGAGCUGGAACUACCCGCUCUUAACAUCGUCAAACCGUCAUCGAGCGAUCGUAACAAACAGGAACCGGAUACAUCAGGUGGGAGCGGUGCAUUUGGGGGAAGUAGCAGCAAGCGCGAUAAUAACGAAGGCUCGCGUAAGGAACGUAAGAAAGAAAGCAAGAAAGAUCGCAAAAAACGCCAUAAGAAACAUCACAGUAGCUCCAGCGAUUCUAGCUCCGACAGCUCGGAGAGCAGCGAUUCGAGCAGUGAUUCCACUAGCAGCACCAGCAGUGCAUCGUCCAGCAGUUCCGACUCAUCCGGCUCGCGCAAUAAGAAGCGCAAACGCUCGAAGAACGAUAAGAAGCCAAAGUCGGUCUCACCGUUGGGUAAGCGCAUGUCGCUUGGAGUUCGUGGCGGCGCUGGAACAGGCGAACUGGUUGGUUACCCAAUCGGUGGCCAAGGCAGCGUCUUCGGGCAUGGUUCUAAUCACGGUCAGUCAGGAUUAGAUGAUUACGAACAGAAGGUGCGUAAGUUUUUGGAAAUGCCGCGCGACGAGGAGAACUACGAAGAAAAGGUUCGUAGAUUUGUGGCCGAAGCGAGCAAGUACCAAAAGGAACGCAAGCAGAUGGAGGACAAGUCGAAGAAAAAGAAGAAGAAGGACGAGAAAAAGUCCAAGAAGGAGAGCAAGAAAAAGCGCAAAUCCGACGAGAAGAAAAAAUCUAAGAAGAAGGAUAAGGGCGGCGCUGACGACGACGGGAUGGGCAAGGACAAGCUUCGCGAAGCUCUCAAAAUCUUUGAAAAUUUCCCUGUCCUGGACGAGCUUGGUUCGAAGCUCAACGAGUACUACACCAAAAUGGAAAAGCAGCAGUCCGUCGGUGGAUCGCUCGCGGAAGCAUUGUUUGAUAUCUUAGGUGAUGGCGCAGGCGGAAGCGGUGGCGCUGGAACUUCACGAGGUAAGACGUCGGAUCUGCUGGAUUUGGACCGGGUAACAGGUGUUGGUGGUGACGACAACGCCAAGGAUGGCAAGUGGCGCAUGAUGUUCAAUAAGGACAAGCGUCCCACGAAAGAGCCCGUUCCCGCCGGCGCCUCGACCAGCGGUAUGGGUGCGAAACAGCACCCGUUCAGUAACGAAUCGGACGAGGAGUCGACCGGUGCCGCGGCAGGACCAUCGUACGGUGGGUCGAAAAUGCAGCAUGGUUCCGACCAGCGGGGAGCAACUGGCAGCCGGUUCAGUGGCCGUUACGGGGAUGACCGUAGCAGUGGCCUGGAGAAGAGCAAACCCGCCGCCACUUCGCAGAUGCCACCCGUCAAGUCCGGCCCGGUGGUGUUGGAUAAGUUCGGUAAUUUCCGUCUCGCUUCAGCCGAUGUCCCUUCAGCGGCCGGUGGCUCGAAGCCGCCGGAACCGGCCGUAGCGCCUCCGAUGCGUCGAUCGCGCAGCAAAUCCCGCCACCGCACGUACGGUAGCUCCCGAUCCCGCUCUCGAUCGCGCAGCGAAAGACGUCGUUCGCGAUCGGGCAGCUUCCGGCGUCGGUUCAGCCGGUCCCGGUCUCGAUCGUUCAGCCGAUCGCGUUCUGGCAGCUACUCGCGUAGCCGGUCACGGUCGCGCAGCUUCGAACGACGUCGUUUCGAUCGGCGCUUCUAUCGCGGUGGUCGUGGCGGCGGUGGCGGAGGCUACGGGGACCGGAUGAUGCCAUUCGGAGGCAAUCGGUUCAACAACUCGCGUGGUCACUAUCGCCGUGGUGGCUUCCGCGAUUUCAGAGACAACCGCUUCAUGGGAGGACGUGGAGGUGGUAUGAUGGAUCGCGGCGGGCGCGAUAGACCUCCGUUCCGUCCGCGGUAUCGCGGUCGCUUUCAGCGUUCAUACAGCCGCAGUAUGAGCAAAUCGCCCGAUCGUCGUCCGAUCAGUCCGGGGGACGAUCGACCUCGGCAUCAUAAUCGACGUGGGGACAGCCGCGAUCGAGGCACGGGGGGUCAGCGGGGUGGCGAUAGUCGGGAGCGUUCAUCGCCAUCGGGCCGACGCAGUCGAGGGGACAGCCGCGAUAACCAGCGUGAUCGCGAAGACAGUCCGGAACUCGAUCAACGCCGUCGCCAUUCGGAGGAUCGUGACUCGUUGAAGCGAACGAAGGAUGAUGCGACCACUCCUGGUAGUGCCGGAUCUGGCAAGGUAGUGCGCGGUUCUUCUAGCGGACGGGGAGGAGAUGACGUGGCCGAAGACAGCUCGCCCGGUUCGUCUAGUGCUGGAAAGCCGCGGCGUCGUCGGUCGUCUUCAGGCGGAAGUCAGCGCUCGAGCGGAUCGAAUAAGAUACCGCAUGACGUCGAGGGACGCUGGGCAGACGACGAGCAGAAGAAAUCGCAACGACGUGACGCUGCGGAAUCGUCCGGACCGGAAGGUUCCGGCGCUGCUGCAUCCGCCGCUGUAACCGAUGACGAAGUAUCAUUGGAAGAUUUGGAGAAAAUGCUGACAAAGGCACGCAAGGAGCGAAAGGAAGAAAUGCUGGAGCGCAACAAAGACUUGCAUAAAAAGACGACCGGAAGUGGAUAUUGAACAAAAGGUGCGAGAAAGAAUGCCAAGAACAUGGAGCUCGUAAUUUCUACAUAUAAGCAUGAACUAGUGGGCACGUUAUCCGUUUUUCUUUCUCCUAUGAAUGAUCGACGUGCUUGCGCACCAAGGACAAACAAAUCUUAUUCAUUACUAUCAUUACUCAAACAUUGAUUAACAUGUAAAACAGCCAGAAGCUGUAAUAAAGAUGUAUAAUUUGAUGUAUUCAUUCUAAUAAAGAACCAAAAUUUUAUCGGUAGAAUAACACAUUCUAUUAGA